This is a messenger RNA of Cicer arietinum (chickpea), 588 nucleotides long. RefSeq lists its product as uncharacterized. The record is from RefSeq and is a predicted model, not a curated record. NCBI's taxonomy places the organism in Eukaryota, Viridiplantae, Streptophyta, Magnoliopsida, Fabales, Fabaceae.
AUGGAACCAACAAUGAAUGUAACAAGGGAUACUCGUCGUACUGCUAAGGGACACGUUUAUAGCAUGGGUGCUGAAGCUGGAAAUAAAUCUAGCAAUUUGAUCCAACGAGACAAUGAGAUUUCAAGUAACACUCUAACUGCACUUUUUGAUUCGAGGGCAAACCAUUCCUUCAUUGUUAUGGAUUGUGUGAACCGUUUGAAGUUAUAUGCGUCUUCUCUGCCUUUUGAUUUGGUUGUUUCCAUAUCUACUAAGACUUUGACCGUAAAUAUUGCAUGUUUACAUUGUCAACCAGGAGUCAUUAAGUAUCUAGCUGCUAACAAACUCAGAGUGUCACUGAAAGAAGGAACUCAAGAGUUUCUUUCAUCAGCUAACAUGGAGGGAAAGAUAAAUGUGAGCAUAGAAGACGUGGUGCUUGUCAAGGAGUACCCUGACGUAUUUCCAACAGAAAUUUCAGGAUUACCAUCAGUAAGAGAGGUGGAGUUCUUCAUUGAUCUACACCCUGGAAUUGGACCUAUUUCGAUUGUGCCGUAUCGGAUGUCGCCAUUUGAAUUGAAUGAGCUCAGGGGCCAAAUUGAAGAUUUAUUGUAG